Messenger RNA from Laccaria bicolor S238N-H82, 694 nucleotides. RefSeq lists its product as uncharacterized. NCBI's taxonomy places the organism in Eukaryota, Fungi, Basidiomycota, Agaricomycetes, Agaricales, Hydnangiaceae. The transcript has 8 exons. The record is from RefSeq and is a predicted model, not a curated record. The coding region runs from base 165 to 587 and encodes 140 amino acids.
CCUUACACUCUUUUCUUCGUCGGUGACGCUUGCUACCCUCAUACCACAAUGAAGUCCUUCCUUGCUCCCCUCGCGUUCGUUACGGCCUUGGCCUCCAGCGUUCUCGCUCAAGUUACAGUCAACACUCCCGUCAGCGUCGUCGUUUGCCAACCUAUUCAAUUCACAUGGACAGGUGGAACCUCCCCUUACUUCUUGGCACCAUCCUCCCUGCCAACCAACCCUCUGCCACUGCCCUGAUCGACUUUGGCAAGCAAACCGGCAACUCCGUGACAUGGGUCGCCAAUCUUGGUGUUGGAACAUCCGUCUUCCUUAACUUGAAAGAUUCCAACGGUGUUGUUGGUCAAUCCGGCACAUUCACCAUUUUGACUGGAUCUGACAUCAGCUGCGUUGGAAAAUCCAGCGCUGCUCCCUCGGCUACUGGCGCCACCUCAUCGGGUGCUGCUGCUGCUACCGCGUCAGGCAACUCUACGAGCACCUCUACAGGGACGAAAUCCACGGCCACUACGAAAAGCGCUGCCUCUUCCAAAUACCCACAAGUGGGCAUUGCGGGCAUGGUCGGUGCUGCCGUCCUGGCUCUCUUUGUUUGAACACCGCUUUUUCGAUCGUGCCACGCUCCUUAAUGUAGAUGAUUACAAGUAUCUAAAGUGGAUUUAUUACAUAGUACAUAAUUACCGCCAACGUCUUUGAUCCUCGA